This is a messenger RNA of Odocoileus virginianus texanus, 3348 nucleotides long. Lineage: Eukaryota; Metazoa; Chordata; Mammalia; Artiodactyla; Cervidae. The record is from RefSeq and is a predicted model, not a curated record.
AUGAGUCCCGGCCAGGGCUACACUCUGGCGGACUCUGAAGGCCCUACAUUCUUCCAGUUCACAGGUCCUGGUUAUGGAGAUCCCCCCCCACCCCCAGAAGAAACCAAAAAGAAAGAGGACCCAAAACCAGUCCUUCAGGAAUCAUCUUAUCCAAACCUGAUAGAUCUAGAAACGGAGAUAAGGCCUCUGCCAUAUGUGCCCCCCUUGCAGUUCUCUUUGAGGAGAGAAGCUCCCACGGGUGAACCAAUAGGAUUAAGAGGGCCAAUGGGAACCGACCUGGGACCAGCUAACCAGGACGGAGAGCGAACCUAUCAGUACAGGCCCUUUUCCACGAGUGACCUGUGUAAUUGGAAAACCCAGAACCCUCCUUUCUCAGAGAAACCCCAAGGCCUCAUUGACCUCUUAGAUUCCGUUUUGUUCACUCAACCCACCUGGGACGAUUGUCAGCAGCUGUUGCAGGUGCUCUUCACCACAGAAGAACGGGAGCGAAUCCUGGCAGAGGUGCGGAAACGGGUCCCGGGGGUCGAUGGGAGACCAACCGCCCAGCCUCAUCUCAUGGACAAGGGGUUUCCUCUGUUGCGGCCUAACUGGGAUUCUGAGUGAACGGAAGGUAGGGAGCGUCUCCGAGUGUACUGCCAGACUCUAAUGGCUGGCCUGCACACCGCAGCUAGAAAGCUGACAAAUUUGGCGAAGGUAAAUUUAGUAAGGCAAGAGCCCACUGAGAGCCCGGCAGCCUUCCUAGAGAGGCUGAUGGAAGCCUUUAGGCAAUAUACACCUAUGGACCCCCAGGCUGAGGAAUCACGUGCUGCAGUUCUACUAGCAUUUGUGAAUCAGGCAGCCUCAGAUAUUAGGAGGAAAUUACAAAAGAUAGAGGGGUUGGGAGAACAGACAAUACAAGAUUUACUGAAAGCAGCUGAAAAGGUAUUUAAUAACAGAGAGACCCCAGAAUAAAGGGAAGAGCGAAUUCGACAGGAGGAAAGGGAAUUAGCUGAGAAGAUCAGGAAGGAAGAUAGGGAACAUAGGGCGAAGGAAAAUCGGAAGAACCAGAGGGAGCUAGCCCAGAUUCUUUUUUCGGGGAUGAAGGCUGGAACAGAAUUGAGGGAGCCUCGAGACCCCCUGACGGGAGAAAAAGAGAGACCAAAAAGACAGGCCCUACUAGAGGCCCCAGCCCUUGCCCUGCCUAACCCAAAUAAGCCAUUCCAGCUUUUUGUAGAUGAAAAGCAAGGAAUAGAAAAGGGGGUCUUGACACAACAAUGGGGACCAUGGAAGCGGCCGGUGGCAUACCUUUCAAAGCGAUUAGACCCGGUGGCUGCUGGGUGGCCCCCUUGCCUUCGCAUCAUUGCAGCCACUGCCCUCCUCGUCUGCGACGCUGACAAGUUGACGUAUGGACAGCAACUCUGGGUUUACACCUCUCAUGCCAUCGAAGGGGUUUUAAAGCAGCCGCCAGGUAAGUGGAUCUCCAAUGCCCGCUUGACACAUUACCAGGCCUUGCUGCUUGAUGCCCCACGGGUGCGUUUUCAGACCCCUUGCUUCCUGAAUCCAGCAACGCUCCUACCUAACCCAGAGAAAGACCGCCCUCUCCAUGAUUGUAGUGAGAUACUGGCUGAGGCCCUGGCGGCACGAAAAGACUUAACUGAUGUACCGCUAAACAACAGUGAGCUAGUAUGGUUCACCAAUGGGAGCAGCUAUGUAAGAGAUGGACAAAAGAAGGCGGGAGCCACCAUAGUUGAUGAUUCAGGGCAGAUGAUAUGGGCUGAGACACUUCCCCCAAACACUUCUGCGCAAAAAGUAGAAUUGAUUGCCCUAAUACAGGCUCUGGAGCAAGCCAAAGAGAAGAGAGUCACCAUUUUUACUGACAGCCGAUAUGCUUUCAGCACUGCCCAUAUUCAAGGUCCAAUAUACCAAGAAAGGGGAUUUCGGACAGCUGAGGGAAAGGAGGUCAAAAAUUUGCCCGAGAUUCGCAGGCUCCUGAAAGCUGUCCAACUGCCCCGGGCAGUAGCAAUAGUACAUGUCCCCGGUCACCAGAAAGGAGAAGACCCUAAGGCAUGGGGCAAUCGUGCCGCUGAUGCGGCCGCUCGAGAAGCAGCUAGCUGGGACUACGCCGCCCCCAUAUUAGCCGUGGGACUUCCACCUUCUGGUAUGGUGACUCUGUCACCAGUUCCCGAAUAUUCCCUCCCUGAUCUCGUCUGGAUCAACGAGGAUACCACCCUCCAGAAGGAUGACAAAGAUGGAUGGUACCGAGAUCAAAACAACAACCUGAUAUUGCCUGCCAUCCUGGGUCAUCACCUGUGUGAACACCUGCACACAACUACACACUUGGGAGGGAAAAAGACCUUGACACUUCUCCAGACGGCCUGCCUGAGGUUCCCUCGACAAAAUGCAACUCUACGAGAGAUAAUCCAGACUUGCAAAGCAUGCCAGCUGAUGAAGACAGAGAAAAAGCAGCACACGGGAAUGAGGUACCGAGGGGAAGAGCCAGGGCAACACUGGGAGAUAGAUUUCACUGAGGUAAGACCAGGCAAGUACGGAUAUCGCUAUCUGUUGGUUCUGGUAGAUACCUUCUCGGGGUGGGUAAAAGCCUUCCCCACUAAGGGAGAGACAGCAAUAGAGACAGAGAUAGUGCCUAGGUACGGGCUGCCAGUGACUAUGGGCUCUGAUAACGGACCUGCCUUUGUGAGCCAGAUUGUACAAGGGCUGGCCCAAGCUCUAGGGACAAAAUGGAAGUUCCAUUGUGAAUAUAAUCCCCAGAGCUCAGGACAGGUUGAGAGAAUGAAUCGGACCCUAAAAGAAACUUUGACAAAGUUGGCAAUAGAGACUGGCGGGGACUGGGUGACCCUCCUUUCCUUCACACUCUUUCGGGCGCAUAACACCCCUUAUAAGCUGAAUCUUACCCCUUUUGAGAUUCUGUAUGGAAGACCCCCUCCUGUGUGUCCUAUUUUCGAGGGAAAAUGCCUGCCACCCCCUACUCUGGGACAAUUCCAGCAAACUCUGAUGGCAUUAAGUAAGGUGCAUAACCAUGCUUGGAAAUUGACAGAGAUACACGAGGGUCAGAGCAAGGGGGCCCUCCCCGCAGAUACCAUUGGCCCAGGUGACCGGGUUUGGGUAAAACGGCACCGGUCUAAGGUAUUAGAACCCAGAUGGAAAGGCCCUUAUGUUGUUCUCCUUACCACCCCUACCGCUGUUAAGGUUGACAGGAUUGGACCCUGGGUUCACUGCAAUCACGUGCGGCAAGCUACUCCGGAGGAACAGGAAAGAGCACGAGCAGAAUGGAAGGCGAGUCCUCACCCAUCAAAUCCUUUGAAACUGAAACUUGUUCGACGGGAGGCCUCCUAAUUCUCCUGCUGAUGG